Molecule: messenger RNA, 1467 nt
Organism: Lacerta agilis (Sand lizard)
Lineage: Eukaryota; Metazoa; Chordata; Lepidosauria; Squamata; Lacertidae
Gene: EFHD2
Product: EF-hand domain family member D2
Exons: 4
Coding region: 71-796 (241 amino acids)
Molecular function (GO): calcium ion binding
Source: RefSeq, a predicted model, not a curated record
GCGAGCGAGCGAGCGGGAGGAGGCGCGCUCGGGCCGGAUCAGCUUGUCUCCCGCUCGCCUCUCGUCCGCGAUGGCCACCGACGAGCUGGCCGACAAGCUGAGCCGCCGCUUGCAAGUCGAGGAGCACAAUGGCGAAGCCGAGCAGCAGCCGCAGCCGCCCGAGCACCACCCGGAGCCCGAGCCGGAGCCCGAGCCGCCGGCCUUGGACAGCGGCGCCGACGGCGAGCUGAGCGCCAAGUUGCAGCGACGCACCGAGCUCAACGACCCCGCGCAGCUCUCCCCCGGUGGCGGCGCCCAGCACCGCGUCUUCAGUCCCUACACCGAGUUCCGCGAGUUCUCCCGGAGGCAGAUCAAGGACAUGGAGCGGCUCUUUCGACAGUACGAUGCAGGAAAAGACGGUUUCAUUGACCUGAUGGAACUGAAGCUGAUGAUGGAGAAACUCGGGGCUCCCCAAACGCACCUGGGGCUGAAAAACAUGAUUAAGGAGGUGGACGAAGACUUUGACGGCAAACUCAGCUUUCGGGAGUUUCUUCUGAUCUUUCGCAAAGCUGCAGCAGGCGAGUUGGAGGAAGACAGCGGCCUGCACGCCUUAGCCCGCCUGUCAGAGAUCGACGUUUCGACGGAGGGUGUCAAGGGAGCCAAGAGCUUUUUCGAGGCCAAAGUGCAAGCCAUGAAUGUCACGAGCCGCUUCGAAGAGGAGAUCAAGGCGGAGCAGGAAGAGAAGCGGCGGCAAGCGGAGGAGAUGAAGCAGAGGAAAGCAGCCUUCAAAGAACUGCAGUCGGCCUUCAAGCAGUGACAGGGCCAGCCCGAGCGCUGCUGGGGGGGACAUUUGUCGGCGGUGAAAGCCGCCCUGGCAAAGUCCUCCAGCGAAACCGGGAACAAUGCAAGGUUGCCGGCGGUUGUGCGGUUCCCACCUUUUGAGUCGCGCCUUCAGCGGCCGCUUGAUCUGCAGGUGAUGAGGCUUACCUCCCUGCUGUGAAACAUUCCCAUUUUCUGCCGCUCAGGCAGCCGUUGAAGGCGCAAGAGCAGGCCCAGUUAGGGGUUUCCCGGUCAGUUGGAAGCCCUAGGUUGUGGUUUGUGUUUGGACCAAUGCUGAAAAGAAUUUGCAGUUGAAUCUGAAGUCAUUCAGGCCUUGGGCUGUGAAAACAACGCCUCUCUUGUUUCUUCUUGACCUGUAAAUACCACAGGCAAACAUCUCAGAGGCUUCCGCUCCCAUCCACUUCCCUGUGGGCCAGUUCCGUGUCUUUUUCCUGUGAAUGGCGUGUCUUGUCUGUCUGGUGGGAGUUUCUUAACUCUUUGUAACUGCGUGGCGUGCCCUGAGCUCAGGCUUUGCACUUUCGACUUGUGAACCAUUUCAUCUCCCAGCCGGUUUGGUGAUCGCUGUGAUUGUGGCUCAUGGUCGAAGACCGGGGUUUGUGGGGAAGGCCUGAACGUACCCUUGCUCCGACAGCUGUGCUUGUGCAAAAA